AUCCUCGAAGUCCGCGAUCUCGUCAAGGACUUCGGCGGCGUCCGCGCAGUUGACCACUGCUCCCUGGACGUCCGGCCCGGCACCAUAACCGGCCUCAUAGGCCCCAAUGGCGCGGGCAAGACCACGCUCUUCAACCUCAUCAGCGGCUUCCACAAACCCACGAGCGGCACGAUAACCUUCCUCGGUCAGCGCAUAGACGGCAUGGAGGCGCACCAGACCUUCAGCACCGGGCUUGUUCGCACCUUCCAGAUUCCCCGCGAGUUCAAGCAGAUGACCGUGCUCGAAAACCUGAUGCUCGUGCCCGCGAACCAGUCAGGCGAGCGCGUCUGGGCUUCAUGGUUCACACCCUGGCGCAUCGCCCCGCAGGAACGCGAGAUAGAGCGGCAGGCGCUUGAAACUCUGGAGUUCCUCAACCUGCUGCAUCUGAGGGACGAGUACGCCGCCAACCUCUCCGGCGGUCAGAAGAAGCUUCUUGAACUCGGCAGAACGCUCAUGGCGAAGCCCAAGAUGAUUCUGCUUGACGAGCCAAGCGCAGGCGUCAGCCCCGCGCUCACCGAACUGCUGAUGGAAGACAUCCGCCGCGCGCAGGAAGAGACGGGCACGACCAUCCUCAUCAUCGAGCACAACAUGCAUCUGGUUAUGAGCCUGUGCAAUCCCGUCAUAGUCAUGAGCGAGGGCAGAAAGCUCGCCGAGGGCACGCCGCAAGAGGUGCAGCGCAACGACGAAGUGCUCAGCGCCUAUCUCGGGUUCGCGGUCGAGAGGUCGCGCAUGAGCAUCCUCACUGUUGACAACAUCGUCGCAGGCUACGGCGAGACGGAAAUCCUGCACGGCGUCUCCAUGCGCAUCGAGCCGGGCGAGGCGGUUACCAUAUUCGGUCCCAACGGCUGCGGCAAGUCAACGCUCAUGAAGACGAUAUUCGGCUUGCUCACACCCAAGCAGGGCAGCGUCAUGUUCGAGGACGCCGACAUCACCGGCAUGCCCACCGACAGACUCAUCCACAUGGGCAUGUCCUACGUCCCGCAGACAGGCAACAUCUUCCCGUCGCUGACCAUCGAGGAAAACCUUGAGAUGGGCGCGUUCGUGGACGACAGCGACGUGCGGUCGCGCAUAUCCGAGAUGUACGCGAUGUUCCCCGACCUGCAGCGCGGCAGGCGACAGCGCGCAGGCAGCCUCUCCGGUGGGCAGCGGCAGAUGCUCGCCUUUGGGCGCGCCCUGAUGCUCAGACCAAAGCUGCUGCUCUGGACGAGCCUUCCGCGGGCCUGUCGCCCAUCAUGA
This is a messenger RNA of Geodia barretti, 1275 nucleotides long. The record is from the annotation of a GenBank genome assembly. Lineage: Eukaryota; Metazoa; Porifera; Demospongiae; Tetractinellida; Geodiidae.